Molecule: messenger RNA, 1553 nt
Organism: Neohortaea acidophila
Lineage: Eukaryota; Fungi; Ascomycota; Dothideomycetes; Mycosphaerellales; Teratosphaeriaceae
Product: putative methyltransferase-domain-containing protein
Exons: 4
Coding region: 11-1054 (347 amino acids)
Source: RefSeq, a predicted model, not a curated record
AUUCAUCUUCAUGGAUCCACAACUCAUCCUCUUCAGACGCCAGUACUUCCAGCUGUUCGACACGGCGUUUCUUUGCUGGCCACCUAAGCCUCUAUUGCGCGAUAUAGAUGUCCAAGGCUGGUUGUAUACCAAUUUGUUCGAUGCACAACGCAAUCCUCAACUCCCACCGGAGAGUUAUCAAAUCCGGAUUCUCAAGCCAUUGCUCAAUAGAAUUGAGAAUGCUAUUGAGGAUCCCGAAGAAGAUGACAUCUCUGACGAUCUCAUGACACAUCUCUCCUCACUCAUGUCAAUGCAACUGCCUGCAGAAACCACUGCUGUGCAACAAAAGGCAUACGUGACGUUCUCAUGUCUUUCGCCAUCUGCUCACUCAUCCAACACGCCCAACGAAGAGCCCACAAUCACACUCCUCGAGCGCAGACAUCUCAUCUCGGGUUCUCUCACCACGGGCUAUCGAACCUGGGAAGCGGCGCUGCAUCUAGGAUCAUACCUUCUCACCUCAGAGGGUAGUUCAUUAAUCGCCGGCAAGAAUGUGCUUGAGCUCGGGGCAGGCACCGGCUUUAUCUCCAUUCUUUGUGCCAAACACCUCGAAGCUAAGCAUCUCACCACUACCGACGGUGAUGAAGGCGUCAUCGAAUCGCUCAAGGAGAACCUCUUCCUCAACGAAUUGGACGACAAGAAUGUCAACGCAAGUGUUCUGCGAUGGGGCCAUGGCUUGGCUGGGAGCUGGGUGGAAGAGGAGUGUGAAACAUGGCCGUAUGACGUUGUCUUGGGUGCAGACAUUACAUAUGAGAAGCCCGCCAUUGCAGCCCUCAUUACUACACUGCGGCUUCUCUUCAAUCUGCUGCCGGGCCUCAAGGUGCUUAUUGCAGGAGCCGUCAGAAACAUCGAGACUUUUGAGACGUUCAGACAAGCUUGUGUGCGGAGUAAAUUCAACGUCCACGAGAUCGACUUUGAAGCGAAACCGAUGAGAGAACAAAUUGCCUUGUUCUAUGCGACUGCGGUGCCGCUGAAAAUCUUGUCCAUCACUGGACCAGACCCCGGUAUUGCUAAAUAAAUUUCACUUCGACUUUCGGCACGGGCGGGAUCAUUUUGAGACUGGCCAGGUCAUCGAAGACUUCCAGCAGCGAUUCGCAUGAGUCGACGAAUCCAUGCCAGCCACUGAUUGAAUGUCAGCAUACCCGCUUCAACGGCGCUCUUCGCAGGAACUUGACUUACAGCUUACGGCUCUUAUCCAUGCUGUAAGAAGUCAGCGAGAGGACGUCAAAGGGAAACCUUGAUCUUCACAAACCUUAAAAUGAGCGCACUAGAGCGGCACAAGGUCCCGUCGAGGAAACCAAACACUCGGUCGACAUCAACCAGCUCCUUUUGACCGAGGCCGUUUUCCUCGGCGAUCGCAGCCCACGCCUCCUGCACUUCUUUCCCCUUGGCCCACUCGGUCAUCUUAAACUUGCGUCUCGUCACGCCCUUUGAUCCAUAGCCUCGCGGGUUGAAGCGGGUUUCGGUAGCCGUACAAGCGUCGUCGGGCUGCGGACCGCUCCACUCCAGACCAUACC